Messenger RNA from Beauveria bassiana ARSEF 2860, 1419 nucleotides. Its product is annotated as FAD binding domain-containing protein. The transcript has 3 exons. Bases 1 to 1419 code for a protein of 472 amino acids. Gene Ontology annotation, molecular function: FAD binding; oxidoreductase activity. The record is from RefSeq and is a predicted model, not a curated record. Lineage: Eukaryota; Fungi; Ascomycota; Sordariomycetes; Hypocreales; Cordycipitaceae.
AUGGGCAACACUCCCAGCACGCCCCCCGGAACAUGCCUCAACGCGAUCUGCGCCGGCCGCGACAACUGCGUCGCCUACCCCAGCGAUGUCCUCUACCAGGCCAACUGGGUGAAGCCCUACAACCUCGACGUGCCCGUCACCCCGGCCGCCGUCUUCCGCCCCAACAACGCGGCUGACGUCUCUGAGGCCAUCAGGUGCGCCGGCGCCAACGAUGUCCACGUCCAGGCAAAGUCUGGCGGCCACUCCUUCGCCAACUUUGGACUUGGUGGCGCCGAUGGCGGUCUUAUGAUUGACCUUCAGAACCUCAACCACUUCUCCAUGGACACUAGCAACUGGCACGCCACCCUUGGCUCUGGCUUUGUGCUCGGCGAGCUCGACAAGCAGCUCCACGCCAACGGCAAGCGUGCCAUGGCUCACGGAGUCUGCCCCGGCGUCGGCAUCGGUGGCCACGCCACCAUUGGCGGCAUUGGCUCCUCGUCCCGCAUGUGGGGAACCGCGCUCGACCACGUCCUCGAAGUUGAAGUUGUCACUGCCGAUGGCAAGAUUCAACGCGCCUCCAAGACGGAAAACGCUGAUCUCUUCUGGAGUCUUCAGGGUGCUGGCGCCAGCUUUGGCGUUAUUACCGAGUUCGUUGUCCGCACCGAGGAGGAGCCCGGCAGCGUUGUCGAGUACACCUACAGCUUCAGCUUCGACAAGCAGUCGGAGAUGGCCCCCGUCUACAAGAAAUGGCAAGAUCUCGUCGGCAACUCCAAUCUCGACCGCCGCUUUACCUCGCUCUUCAUCGUCCAGCCUUUGGGCGUUCUCAUCACCGGCACCUUUUACGGCACCCUCGACGAGUACAAGGCCAGCGGCAUCCCCGACAAGCUGCCCGCCGCGCCUGCUAACAUUACGGUGAUGGACUGGCUCGGCAGCCUGGCACACAUUGCCGAAAAGACGGCUCUCUACCUCGCCAACGUUCCGACCAAGUUUGUCAGCCGUUCGCUUGCUCUUCGCGAGGAGGAUCUCCUCGGGGAGCAGUCCAUUGACGAGCUCUUCAACUACAUGGAAAACACCGAUGCCGACACCCCUCUCUGGUCCAUCAUCUUUGACAACGAGGGCGGUGCCAUCUCUGAUGUGCCCGACAACUCGACCGCCUACCCUCACCGCGACAAGAUCAUCAUGUACCAGUCUCUUUCCGUUGGCCUCCUCGGCGUCUCGGACAAGAUGGUCAAGUUUGUCGACGGUGUCCAGAAGCUCGUCCAGAAGGGUGCCCCCAACGCCCACACUACCUAUGCCGGCUACAUCAACGCCAACCUCGACCGCAAGACGGCGCAAAAGUUUUACUGGGGUCACAAGCUGCCCCAGUUGCAGCAGCUCAAGAAGAAGUUUGAUCCCACCAGCCUCUUCCGCAAUCCUCAGAGCGUUGACCCCGCCGAGUAA